This is a messenger RNA of Sarcophilus harrisii (Tasmanian devil), 1986 nucleotides long. RefSeq names its product cytochrome P450 26C1. Gene Ontology annotation, molecular function: oxidoreductase activity, acting on paired donors, with incorporation or reduction of molecular oxygen; iron ion binding; heme binding. The record is from RefSeq and is a predicted model, not a curated record. NCBI's taxonomy places the organism in Eukaryota, Metazoa, Chordata, Mammalia, Dasyuromorphia, Dasyuridae. Gene Ontology annotation, biological process: sterol metabolic process. The transcript has 6 exons. The coding region runs from base 121 to 1890 and encodes 589 amino acids.
UCUCUGGAGACCGAUGCCCUUGCCCUUCCCUCUGCUCCAAGGGGCUCCUGUUCUUUUGCACCCCGUGGUCCGGGUUCUGUGAUCCUGCCCCAACUGAUUUCUCAAUCCUGGAGGGAGAAAAUGUUCCCACUGGGGAUGAGCAGUCUAUCCAUGGUGGAAGCUGCGCUGACCGCCUUACUGUCCCUGGGGCUGCUGCUCAGCUUGGCACAACACCUCUGGACCUUGCGCUGGACUUUGAGCAGGGACCGCGCCUGUUCUCUGCCCCUUCCCAAGGGAUCUAUGGGAUGGCCCUUUUUCGGCGAGACGCUGCACUGGCUAGUUCAGGGCUCCAGGUUCCACAGCUCUCGUCGGGAGCGCUAUGGGACAGUAUUCAAAACGCACCUGCUGGGCAAGCCAUUGAUCCGUGUGAGCGGCGCCCAGAACGUGCGCACCAUCCUUCUGGGCGAGCAUCGCCUGGUGAGCAGCCAAUGGCCUCAGAGCGCGCGCAUCCUGCUGGGCUCUCACACGCUUCUGGGCGCGGUAGGGGAGCCCCACCGACUGCGGCGCAAGAUUCUGGCCCGAGUGUUCAGCCGCGCAGCAUUAGAAAGUUACAUGCCGCGCAUCCAGACCACGCUGCGGAGGGAACUGUGGACUUGGUGCGAGGUCUCGGGGCCAGUGUCUGUGUACGCAGCCGCUAAGGCUUUGACCUUCCGUAUAGCCGCUCGGAUCCUGUUGGGUCUGCGUCUGGAGGAGGGCGAGUGCAACGAGCUAGCCAAGACGUUCGAACAACUCGUGGAAAACCUCUUUUCCCUGCCUCUGGACGUCCCUUUCAGCGGUCUGCGCAAGGGAAUCCGAGCCAGAGACCUGCUACAUGAACAUAUGGAAAAAGCCAUUUUGGAGAAAUUGCAGAGGGAGGAGCCUGGAGGACAAAAGGAUGCUCUGGAUUUCAUUAUCAACAGUGCCAAAGAACAAGGCUGGGAAUUCACUCUGCAAGAACUGAAGGAGUCAGCUAUAGAAUUGAUCUUCGCUGCUUUCUUCACCACUGCCAGCGCGAGCACGUCGCUUCUCCUCCUCCUCCUGAAAUACCCUACUUCCAUAGAGAAAAUCAGGCAGGAGCUGGCUUCUCAUGAACUGAGCAGACGAUGUUCUUGCUGGCCUCCCCCGGGCUUCCCCGGACCGCAAAAUGACCCGCUUUCAAGGGAAACUCGCCGAGAGGAGGAAAAACUAGGGGUUGGACCCGAAGUGAGCGGAGAGACCAGCCCCCUCCUGCAGCGGCUCCCCAUUCCCAUAACUCCAGAGUCGCAAGAGAAUACGAGCCCGGGGAACGGCAGCCGCCAGUCUGGACUAGUGGACCCCGAGCGCUGCUGCCCGGGGCCGGAGGCGUUGAGUGGGCGGGAAUGUGAGUGCGAGCCUGACCUCACCCUGGAGAAGCUAAACCGCCUUCACUACCUGGACUGCGUAGUCAAGGAGGUCUUGCGCCUCCUGCCGCCCGUGUCCGGUGGCUACCGCACCGCGCUGCAGACCUUCGAACUGGACGGCUACCAGAUCCCCAAAGGCUGGAGUGUGAUGUACAGUAUCCGCGACACUCACGAGAUCGCCGCCGUAUACCAGAGCCCGCCCGAGGGAUUCGACCCAGAGCGCUUCGGCUCCUCUCGGGAAGAGCAUCGAGCGGCUGGCCGCUUCCAUUACAUCCCGUUCGGCGGCGGCGUGAGGAGCUGUAUCGGCAAGGAACUCGCCCAAGCCAUCCUCAAGCUGUUCGCGGUGGAGCUGGUGCGUACGGUGCGCUGGGAGCUGGCCACGGCCAGCUUUCCCGACAUGCAGACCGUACCCAUCGUGCACCCAGUGGAUGGACUCCAGGUCUUUUUCUACCCACUCCCGCCCUCCUGCGGCCAGGAGUUUGUGAGCUGCUGACUUGCUUGCCUGAGCAGGACCUGGCUCAAGAAAACGACUCACUGCAUCUCUUCCCGGGAGUCGUCAUUUUCUGCCUUUAAAUUCUACAACUCCCCU